UGGUGUUUAAAUGGAUUGUCAAACUACUGAUCAGACAUUACUUGGACAAUGAAUUUACUUAGGUGAAAAAAGUUGCCCCUGGUUUUUCGCACGCGUUAAACUGUGAGGAUAAUCAUGUGCAGAAAAACGCGACGAUGGAUAUUCCGCAUAUUUCUAUGUCUUGGAAUUAUUUACUUGAAAAUUGGUGGCUUCUCUUCUGUCAUGGCCCUGGGAGCAAGCAUUAUAUGUAAUAAGAUUCCCGGUUUGGCGCCUCGACAGCGGAUCAUCUGCCAAGGUCGACCCGAUGCCAUUAUAAUCAUUGGCGAAGGAAUCCAGAUGGGAAUAAACGAAUGUCAGUACCAAUUCAGAAACGGACGCUGGAAUUGUUCUGCGCUGGGAGAGAGAACCGCCUUCGGGAAAGAAUUGAAAGUGGGAAGUAAAGAGACCGCCUUCACGUACGCCAUCAUCGCGGCGGGUGUGGCCCACGCCAUCACGGCGGCCUGCACGCAGGGCAACCUGAGCGACUGCAGCUGCGACAAGGAGAAGCAGGGCUUCUACGGUUUCUACGGCGAUGGCUGGAAGUGGGGCGGCUGCUCGGCCGAUGUGCGCUACGGCCUGGGCUUCAGCAAGCUCUUCAUGGACGCCCGGGAGAUCAAGCAGAACGCCCGCACGCUCAUGAACCUGCACAACAACGACGUGGGACGCAAGGUCCUGGAGAGAAACAUGCGGUUGGAGUGUAAGUGCCACGGAGUGUCCGGGUCCUGCACCACCAAGACCUGCUGGACCACGCUCCCCAAGUUCCGGGAGCUGGGCUACGCGCUGAAGGACAAGUACUCGCAGGCCCUACACGUGGAGCCUGUGAAAGCCCGCCGCAACAAGCAGCCGGCCUUCCUCAAGAUCAAAAAGCCCCUCUCCUACCGCAAGCCCAUGGACUCGGACCUGGUCUUCAUCGAGAGGUCGCCCAACUACUGCGAGCCAGACCACGUGACGGGGAGCGUGGGCACGCAGGGUCGGGUCUGCAAUAAGACGCUGCUGCAUCACACCAGCGGGUGCGACCUGAUGUGUUGCGGCCGGGGCUACAACACGCACCAAUACUCGCGCGUCUGGCAGUGCAACUGCAAGUUCCUCUGGUGCUGCUACGUCAAGUGCAACACCUGCAGCGAGAGGACAGAGGUGUACACUUGCAAAUAAUAUAAACAACACACUCACUUUCCUUUCCAUCCUCCAUCAUGGACGUACAGCACUGUAUGGACACAACCAGCUUGUUUCGUGCCUGACGGACGGAAGAGGAUGAGGGGAAAGUUUGCUCACCAUUUGCACAUGGAUGCUUAGCUCCAUCUGGAAAUAUGUAGACAUUCAUCAACCGACUCUAAUCAUUUUGAGAUCUGGAGCCGACAAAAGCUGCAAGUGUUCAGCUCUCCAGCAGUUUCUUUGAGCUCAGUCCAGUCCAUGGGAUCCGAUUCGCAAUGCCAUGGGGUUCGUAUGCGGCAGGUUGGCUGGCACUCUGUAGAGGAUGAUACCAGGGCUGUCUCAAAGACAACUGACUGCUGGACAGAUGGACAGCAUGCCACACUAAUUUAUGCAUGUACAGUAAGUCUAUAGUUGUACUGUCUCCAAGUCCUCUCAUGGGAGAAAUAUUCACUGGAAAAAAAACAAGUCACAGUGGACUAGCAGUGACGGGACUAUUUAAUAACUCUUGAUGUUAGACACUCAAAAGGAAAAUAAUUUAUUUAAAGACAAAACUACUGAUUUUCUUUUCUUUUUUGAAAAUGAGCUAUGUUCAAGUAGUCUUGCUACACAGCAUCCUUACAUACGACAUACAGCGGUAGCAAAACACUGAAAUCGAUCAUUACGCUACUGAAACACUUUGGCCCAUUCGGCCUGUUGACUCCAUGACAACAUGACUUUCUCACGUACAUUUUCCCCCUCUGUUGCUGCUAGUUUGGGAGUCUGCAUAUGCUAUCGUUUUAGAACCAGUGAUCUCAGUACUGAUGAUGGUUGUCAUUCGACAACGUGAUGUAUCAUUAUUGGGAGUAGUCGAUGAACUCAGACACAUUGUCUUUUUUUGAUUGAAAAAUGUUAGUUGAGAGUAUAUUUUGUGAAAGAAAUAUUUUUAUAAGAAUGUUUUAUUUAUACUUUACUACUUUACGCCUCUUAACACACACUGUGCUAAGUAUUCCUCGUCUUUUACUGUUCAAAUGAA
Engraulis encrasicolus (European anchovy) is the source of this 2182-nucleotide messenger RNA. It is a transcript of the gene wnt7ab, whose product is annotated as protein Wnt-7a. Gene Ontology annotation, biological process: canonical Wnt signaling pathway; multicellular organism development; cell fate commitment. The transcript is spliced from 4 exons. The coding region runs from base 115 to 1170 and encodes 351 amino acids. The record is from RefSeq and is a predicted model, not a curated record. Lineage: Eukaryota; Metazoa; Chordata; Actinopteri; Clupeiformes; Engraulidae. Gene Ontology annotation, molecular function: cytokine activity; frizzled binding. Gene Ontology annotation, cellular component: extracellular region.